This is a messenger RNA of Moneuplotes crassus, 1263 nucleotides long. Lineage: Eukaryota; Ciliophora; Spirotrichea; Euplotida; Euplotidae. The record is from the annotation of a GenBank genome assembly.
AUGUUCAUAUCCUUUAUUGUCUCUCUUGUAGGAAUUUUAGCUUUAUCAAAUGCUGAGUUACUAUUUGUCUCUGAAAUCUCACGUCACGGGAUUAGAGCACCAGGAAUAAUUUAUGACUUGGCGAAAGAUCCAUCUGAGAAUUUCCAAAUCCCAUAUAAACUUUCUCCCAGUGGACAAAGGCAGCACUACCUCAUCGGAGCAGAAAUCAGGAGGAGAUAUAUGGAAAAUGAGCCUAUAAUCUCUAAGAAGUAUAAUAACACAGAGGUAUUCUUUAGAUCUUCGAACUCCAGACGCACACUUGAAAGCUUGGAGAGCCAACUAAUCGGCCUUUAUUCCCCUGAAGACUGCUAUGAGACUCUUAAUGACUUCCAACAGAACAAAGCGAUACCUCCCUUUGAAUUUGAAGGAAUGGAUGAGAUAAUAGAGGAAGAAGGAAGUUCAGCCCUACCAAGCUGUCAUUCCUUACCCCCAAUAUUUUCAAGAAAUCGGUACUAUGAUUUCAAGUUAUCUAUGUUUACCGCCAUAUGCCCUGUAUAUAAACUUAUAAACGAUGAUUUAAAAGAUAGUAGGAAGCUGAAGGUCAUACAGCAGCCAUAUGUAGAGCACCUGAACAAAUUACUUAAGCCAAUUAUUAACGAAUCCCUUACACCUGCUGAAGCUCUUACCUACUGUAAGUACCUGAUGAAUGCCCGUAUACAUAAUAUAGAGCUUGUGCUAAAUUAUACUUCUGAAGAUAACGCCCAAUGCUUGGAGCUCAUAGACACUCAGCUAUUCUACGAAGUAUGGGGUAAUAAUAUUCUCUGGAAGCUCGGCUCUAAAAGAUUCUUAGAGCAUCUUUUAUACUCAAUGGAGGAGAUACUCAAGGGAAAAAGCGAAGAAAGACUACAUAUUAAUGUUGGCCAUGACAUGACUCUUGCCCUGGUUUUGAAUGGGCUGGGAUACCAGAUAAGAACCCAACCUCCCUUCGGCUCAACUCUCUUCUUUGAACUCAGAUCAAAGGAUGAUAAAUCUGGUUAUUAUGUUCGAACUCUGUAUAAUGAUGAACCCAUCACCUUCGGCCAAUGUGAAGAACAAGAAGGUUCUCUGGAAGGCUGCAGCUUCGAGGUUUUCAAGAAAAAUAUUGAAGACAGAAUGAUCAAGGGGAACAUCUACGAAAUCUGAGGAGAUGAUGAACAGCUCAAAAAAAUUGAAGACAUUUUCUCACAUUACGAACUUCUUGAAACUUCAGAGCUAGAGUUCCUCAAAUAAGCCUAUCAACUUUUA